AUGCGCGUCGCUAUUGCUGGUUCCGGCGGCGUAGCCCGCUACCUCGUCGAAGAACUCACGGCCGAUGGAAAUGAAGUUGUCGUUCUUACUCGAUCCAAAAAGUUUUUUUUCGAUGUCGUCUCCGGCGUCGAGCAGUUUAUCGCUGAUUACUCGAAUGUGGAAAGCCUUAUGAAAGGCAUGGAGGGCGCUACCACCGUUAUAGUCGCCAUCCUCGACCAUUCUUCUGCCUUUGUCGACAUCUCUUCACGCAUUAUCGAAGCCGCUAAACGGUCUCCAACCGUUACUCGACUAAUUCCUUCAGAGUACAGUGGCAACAUCGAGGAUUUCCCCGACAUGCCCCGGUUCGAGGCCAUUAUUCACGAGCCAAUUCGCAAGAUAUUGCGUGCACAGACCGAGCUCGAGUACACGCUCCUCGCUAACGGAUGGUUUGUCGACUACCUCAUUCCCACCCAUAACCGACACCUAAACGAUAUCGGCGACGCGAACCCCGUUAAUUUCGCCAAGAGAACCAUCCAGAUUCCUGGCACUGGUAAGGAGGGCGUCGAUCUUACCGCUGUUAGGGACAUGGCCCGCGCCGUGGCUAAGCUCCUUCGAGCUCCGAGCGGGGAGUGGGAUGAGAUUACUAACAUCUCUGGCGAGAAAUCCACCUGGAAUGAGGUUGCCGCCUUGAUAAAGGAGAAGAAUCCAGAUAUGAUCGUCUCCUACCGCACCCUGAACAACUUCAUUGACGACCUGCACGCCAGUAAGACCGACUGGGAUCGACUUCUCGCUGGAUUUGGGAUCCAUUCGGCUUCCGGGGCUGGUUCGCUGCCCGCCCAUAGGGUCGCAGCUCAACGGGCGAAGUUCUUCGCAGGGGUCAAGUUCCGAACGGCAAGGGACGUGGUAGAGGAGGCGGAGUGCAACCCAGAUACUAUCAUUUAA
This is a messenger RNA of Emericellopsis cladophorae, 921 nucleotides long. Its product is annotated as F420-dependent nadp reductase. The transcript has a single exon. The record is from RefSeq and is a predicted model, not a curated record. Lineage: Eukaryota; Fungi; Ascomycota; Sordariomycetes; Hypocreales; Bionectriaceae. Bases 1 to 921 code for a protein of 306 amino acids.